AUGGAUAAUAGAAAUAAAUGUGUUGAGUGUGGAGGUGUUAGUUUCAGAAUUGAAGAAGGACAGUAUGUUUGCAAUGAAUGUAAUUACGUAUGUGAAAUCGUUAUAGAACAAUAUGAAGAUAAUUUUGAUCUUGAAUUUGAUGAAAUUGAAGAUGAUGAAUAUGUUGAGAAGGAUAUAUAUUAUAUUAUAAAAAAAUUAUAUAAAGAUGAACAUUUAAGUAAUAAUAUAAAGAAAUAUGUAUUUAAAGAAAAUGAUGAAUUUUUUAUAACCUAUCAAAAUGUGUUAAUAAAUUUUAUUGAAACCCUUAUUACAGCACAUAACUUUCCUAUAUUUAUAUAUGAUGAAAUAAAAAAAAUAUGGUUUUAUUUAUUAGAGAAAAAUAUAGAAAAUAUGAAUAUUUAUGUACCAUUUGGUACCUUUCAUGAUUCUUUAAAAUUUGUAUAUGAAGUUAUAACAAAUAAAAAAAUUAUUGAUACUUUCCAAAAUAUUCAAAAUGAUGAAAAUGUAUCUAAAGAAAUAAAAACUGUAAUUGAAAAAAUGAGUUUAAGUAAAAUAUCUUAUUAUUUUGAUAUACAAAAAGAUUAUAUUAAUCAUGUAAUCAAUAUGUCCUCUUUCUAUCCAAAAAAAAGUGAAAUAGGAAGACAGUAUAAUAUAAGGUUAUCUAGAUUAUAUAAAAAAACAACCUUAUUAGAUAAUGAUAAACAACAUAAAGAAAAUUUUCAUAAAUUUAAUCAACUUAUAAAAACUAUGAACAAAAAUGUAAAAGCAGAUGAUAAUAUUAAUAAUGUCAACAAAAAAAUAAAUCCAUUAUUUAUGGAACAAAACAUGAAGGAUACAUCUAAUUAUUAUUUAAAUACGAUUGAUAAUGAUAUAAAUAAUAUAUCACAAGGAACAGAACAUCUUUUAAGUUUUAAUUCUUUUGAGGAUCCAAAGCAAGAUGAUUAUACAAAUAAUGUAAUAUCAUAUGACCAUGAUAUUCAAGAGAAUAAUAAUAUAAAUGAAAAUAAUAAUAAUAUAAGUGAACAUAAUAAUAAUAUAAAUGAACAUAAUAAUAACAAUGUGUUUACAACUAAUGAUAAUCCUUAUAAUAAUAAUUUAUUAAAUGAUGAAAAGACUUCUAAAUAUAAUGAUAAUGAUCUAGAUUGUGAACGUAUAUAUCAUUUUUAUUCAAAAUAUUUUAUCAAUAAAAUUUUAUAUGCACGUAAUUUGUCCAAACCUAUUGAUAGAUAUAUGACUAGCUACUUUAUGAAUAGAUCGACUAAUUAUAAUGAAGUCUUAUGGUUAAUCUAUGAACACGAUUUCUUGUAUUAUUUUCGAGAAGAGUUAAAUAAAAAAUGUGAUAUCCAAUUUUUAUCAUUUUAUGAUAUACUAAAAACAUUUAAAGGGGAAUAUGAUUAUUUAAUAUACAAAGCAAUUGAAAAAGAAGAAAAAAAAAAAAUAAAAAAAAAAAAUAAAAAAAAAAAUAGUACUUACCAGAAUGUUACAUUAAUACAUAAUGGUAAUGAAGAGGGAAAUACAAACCAAGUGGAUAAUUUCAAUUAUGAUAAUAAUUAUCUUAAAUUGAAAUGUGAACAAAAUGAUAAUAAUCAAACAGUGGACUAUAAUAAUAAACCAUAUGAUCAUAAUUUGCAUGAUGAUUUAAUGAAUAUAAAAAUGAAACAAGAACAAAAAAAUAGUAAUAAUAAUAAUAAUAAUAAUAUAAAUAAUAUCGAUGAAGAGAUAGAAUAUAAAGCAUUUGAUUUAACUAAACAUGCAGAUUAUAUUAAAAAUAUUAGAGAACUGGAAUAUAAGGAUUAUAUGAAUACUGAUGAAUAUAAUAAAAGCAAUGUGAACCUUUAUGUAGAAAAAAAUAAAGGUAAUGAAGCACAAAAUAUUAUAUCUCUUGAUAAUAAAGAAGAUGUUUUAAAAAAUAUAUUAGAUAAUUAUAAAAAGUAUAUGCAGAUAAAAAGAAAUAUGAGUAAUGAAAAAGGGGUAACAAACAAUUUUGUACUACCUAUAAAUUCAUCUUCUGAUGGGGAAAGAAUGAGACACUCAAUUGUAUCAGAUAUUUCUAGUUUAAAUAUAAAUGAUUUAGCAUCUCAAGAUAAGAUAGAAAUGAUUUUGGAGAGUUUAAAUGGUAUGGAUAAUAGUAUGAAUGAUGAUAAUAUAAGUCAUGUUGAUAAUAUAAGCCAUGUUGAUAAUACAAAUAAUUAUGAUAUAAAUAUUAAUCAUUCUUUAUAUAAUGAAGAUAAUUCAGAAUACAAAAAGGAAUAUAAUAUUGAACACAAUGAAGAUUAUCUUGAACUAAAUAAUUUAACAUAUAAUGAACAUAUAUUGAGCGAUAAAGAUAUGGAUAAUUAUGAAAAAUUACCCAACAGUAAUAUUGAAGAAGAGAUAAAUAUAUGCACUGAUGAUAUAAACAAUAAGAAGCCUGUGUUGAAUAAAAUAGAUUUUGAUAAUAAUAUAUAUAAAAAAUUAGAAUAUGUAAAUAAAUUAAAAAAAUUGAAAAAGUGGAAAAUUGAGAAAGAUUAUUAUUAUAAUGGUUUAAAAACUAAAAAGGAGAAAUUUACGAGAAUUUGUAAAUUUGUUGAAGAAUGUAUGAGAUUAGAGAAACCCCAAGAUGACCCUUUUUUCACAUCAUCUUAUAAAGAAAAUAUAUAUAUAGAAAAUAAAUAUUUAAUGGAUUCAUUUAUAUUUGAUAAUAUAUAUAAAAAAGUAUUAUAUAUAUCAGAUAAAAAACGAUAUCGAACAUUAACCAUUAAACAUAUAUAUAAAGAAUAUAUAAAUUAUUUUUUACCACGUUAUAAAGCAUUGUUAAUUGAUUAUGAAAAUUGUAAAUUUUAUUAUAAUUUUUCAUUCGAUUUAUUAUUUUAUAUAAUUUUUUAUUGUUUUAAAAGAUUAAAUAUAUAUUGUUUGCCACAUCAUAUUAAAAAUUAUAUUAAUGCGGAUAAUUUUGGUUUAUAUAAAAUUUUUUAUAAUAUUUCUGAAUCAUUUUUCAAGCAGUUUAAAGAUAAUGGGGUGAUUUCGUUUCCUCUAAGAAAUCCACAUUUUUCUGAGAUAAAAAAGUUUUAUUUUAUUAGAAAUUUAAAGCAUGGUACACCUUUCAUAUGUAUUCAUAAUUAUGAGCAUAUUAAUAAGUAUUACAUAGAAAAAAAAAUGGAUAAAAUAUAUGACGAUGAAGAUGAUAAUUAUAAUGAUGAAAAUAAUGAUAAUGAUGAUUAUAAUAAAGAUGAUUAUAAUGAUAAUGAAGAUGAUUAUAUUGAUAAUGAUAAUAAUAAUAAUAAUAAUGAUGAUGAUGAUGUCCAUGGUGAAGUAAGAAAAAAAGAUAUUUUAUACGAAGUUAUAUUUUCAAAAAAAUUGAAAAAAUUUCCCUUUUCAAUUAAGACGAUUAAUUCUAUGUUAAAUAAAGAAACAAUGAAAUAUUUAGAAAAUUUUAAUUGUAUAUUGGUAAAUAAUUUAUAUUCAUUAAUAAAUGAUUUAAUAUAUAAAUUUCAACUUCCAAUUGCUAUACAAAUGUAUGCUAUAAAAAUAUUGAAUAUUGUCUUAUUUAAAUAUCGUUUUUCUAAAUUUCUUCUUAAUGUAUAUACUAAUAAAUAUGAUGACAUGCAUAUAGAAUUUAAUAAUUUUUAUAAUUAUGAGAAAAUUUAUAAAGACUGUUUUAAAUGUUUGGGUGCAAAGCAUAAGGCUAUAUCAUUAAUUAAUCCUAUAAAUAAAUAUAUUUUAUUUUUAAUGAAAAAAGAAUAUUAUAUUAAAAAAUUUUAUAUAAUAAAUAAGAAAUAUUUUAUGUCAGAUAAUAUAACUGUUAAUUAUAAAAUAUAUAAUAAAAUUAAUUAUUUUUAUAAACAGAAAUUUUAUUAUACAUUUUAUAAUAUUUCUUCAUCUAUUUGUUUCUCAAGAAAUCAUUUUUAUAAUUUAGCAACAGGCUGUGUUCUAAUAGCAUGUAAACUAUAUUAUCCUAUGUUUACAAAUGAUUUCUUUUGUUAUGAAAAUAUGUUUAUUAAAAAUAAUUUUGAAAGUUUCCAUUUGAAUAACCAUUAUUCAUGUCAUCUUCAAGAUGGUACAAAUAUGUUUAAUGUACAUUUUAAGGAACCACAGACAUUUUCUUUUUCUUCAAAAAAUAAAAAAAAAAAAAAAGAAAUUGAAAAAAAUAAUAAAGCAAAGAAAAUCAAGAAAAAGAAAAAUACUCCUAUUACUAAAAAAAAUGUUGAUUCAUCACAAGGUAUAUACGAUAGUGAUCAUAUUGUGAAAAAGAAAAUUAAAAAAUUGGUAAAAAGACAAAAAAAAAAAAAAGAAAAAUCAAAAAAUACAAAUAUGAAAACAGUAGUAAAAAGAAAAAUAUCAUAUAUAAUAGAUGAGGAGGAACAUCUACAAAAACGCUUCAAAAUAUCAAAUUUAAAUGAUACAGACAAUAAUAUUUGCGAUAACAAUGUAUAUGUUAAUCAAAAUAUAACAAAUGGAAAUUAUAUAUAUGAUCAAUUGAAUAGUAUUAAUAUGGUCGAAAAUAUAAAUUAUUCAUAUGCUAGUGAAAAUAUGAAUGAGGGAGAAAUCCAAACUGUAGAACAUUAUAAUAAUGAUAUAUUAAAUGUUGUUGAUGAAAAUACAAAUACAUAUACAAAUACAAAUAUGUAUGAUUAUUAUGAAGAGAUGUUAAAAGAAGCUACAGAAGAUAACAAAUUAUUAAAAUAUAUAAAUAAAAAUUCCAAAUAUUAUCAUGAGAAUUUAUUGGAGGACUUUUUAUUUAACGAUUCAUGUGAUAAUAAAAUAUGUGAUACCUUAAUUUGUUUUGAUUCUGAUAAAGAAAAUAUAAAAGGUUUAUUAGAAAAACAAAACAAAAAUAAGAAUAAUAGUAUAUGGGAUAAUAAAAUAAAUAAAUUUUCUCAUAUAUAUUUUGAAUCAUCAAAAGAAAAGUAUACUUAUUAUUUUGUUCCAAUUCCUACUAUUUUCACUUUAUUUUCUCAAUGCAAAAAAUAUUCCUCCCUUGAUUUUUUGAAAAAAGAUUUUGAGAGAUAUCGGAAUAAUGGGCUUAUAUCAUCAUAUAAAGAUGAAGAGGAGCUUUUUGAGAAUUUGAUAUAUCACAAGGGAGAUAUGGAGAAAAUAUAUAAUGAAGAUAAAGAAAAUAAAGAAAAUAAUGAAGAUAAAGAAAAUAAUAAAGAUAAAGAAAAUAAUGAAAAUAAAGAAAAUAAAGAAAAUAACAAAAAUAACGAAAAUAACGAAAAUAACGAAAAUGACGAAAAUGACGAAAAUAAUAAUGACAAAAAAAAUAAUGUGGAAAAAAAAAAAAUCCUCGAAUCGAUCAAAAGAGUAAGAAUAAUUUUAUCGGAUUCUAUUUUAAAGGAUAUCCAAAUUAAUGAAAAUAACAGGAAGUUUAUAAGUAUUAAACCGAACGAAUAUUGUUGCAUGGAUUUAUUAUUUAAUACCAGUGAAAUAGGUAUUAAUAAAAAUGUUGAUAUGGAAAUAUAUAAAUAUAUAAAUGAACUUAAAAAUAUUAUGAAAGUAAAUUAUAAUAUAUCUUAUUAUCCUCAUAAUUUAAAUUAUUUUAACUGGAAUUUGAAUUAUUUGUCAUUAUGUAAUAUAAUUCAUAGAAUUAAAGAGGUAGGUAAUUCAUCGGGGUUGGAACAUUAUUUUGAGUGUAAUUCAAAUAUAAAAAAUAAAGAACAAAAGAAUAUAAGAGGGAAUAUUUAUAGCAAUGUAUUUUUAUAUAAUAUGGAAAAAUAUAAAUCUAAAUAUAUACUAAGACAUUUAUAUCAAAGAGAUAAUAUUUAUUAUUAUAAAACAAAUAAUGGUUUAAAUGAAAAAAAAGAAAUUAAUUUAACAAAUAAAGAAAACGAUGUAUUAUACAAUGAUAAUUCAAAUAAUAAAAAAGAAAGCAACGUAUGUGAAAAUGAAGAUAUUUUAGAAAAACAGAAAAUAUUAUAUAAAAAAAAGUUUAUGAAUUUUGAUUAUAAUCUUCUUACCGAAUUUAUAAAUAUAAAUGAAGAUUAUCAUGAAGCUAAAGAAUAUUAUAAAUUUCUAAACAAUCAUAAUAAAUAUAAUAAUAAUAAAUAUAAUAAUAAUAAAUAUAAUAGUAAUAAAUAUAACAAUAAUGAAUAUAAUAGUAAUAAAUAUAAUAAUAAUAUUAAUAGUAAUAUUUUAGAAGAUAGUGAAAAUGAAGAAAUUUAUGAAAAGAAUGAAUCCACAAAAAUUAAACUAGUACAUUUAAUUUAUUCAAAAAAAUACGAAGAGGAAUACUUUAAAUAUAUUUUAUAUGAAUAUUAUAUAUUAAUUCAAUGUUUUCAUCAUUUUGAACAUUUAGCAGAUAUGCUAAAAUAUUUGAUGAAUUAUACUUGGAAUAUAUAUCAAAUAUUAUUUUUAUAUUAUCAAUUAAAACAUGAUAUAUAUAUUUAUUUGAAAUGUUUGAAACAAUUAUUAAAUAUGUUUGAAUAUUUUUUUGUUAUAAUAAAUAAGAGAGAUCAUAUAGAUUCAAGACAUUUUUCUUGUUUUUAUCGAAAUAAAUAUAUAAAGAAAAAAAAACACAUUAUAUAUAAAAUCAAAAUUUUUUAUCUUAUGUUGCUAAUGUUUAGUACUAUAUAUCGAGCAAAAUAUAAAGCAAAUUGUUGUAACAUUGAAGCAUGUAGAUGUAUCAUGUAUAAAGAUACCAUAAUUUUUCAUCGUAAGAAUGUUUUCAAAGUUCCUUCUAAUAAAAAUUUAGUAGAAAUGCAAUAUCAUUUAAAUUAUAUUAUCAAGUUUGGAUAUAAAUAUUUAAAACAUGUAUUAGAAAAUAUUUUCCAUAUAAAUAAUAUUAAAACAAAGAUAAAUAUAAAAAUGAAUGAUUUAUUUAAUACUAUUAUUAAUAUAAUUAAAAUGUCUUAUCAUCAAAGUGAUUAUAUACAUAGUUAUAUAUUUUCAUAUGCAAAAAAUAUGAUGUUCCACAUUGUAGUAUUGAAUGUUUCUUUUUUUCUUAUCAAUUUUGAAAGUACUGUAAAAUUAAUUCAAAAUAAAUAUUACAAUUAUCUAGAUAAUUAUUUUAAAAAUUUUUACAUUAUGGAUGAGAAUAAUCUGUCUAAUAAUGUAAUGGUUUUAUAUGUCAAGAGAAAUACAAAAGUAAAUGAUGUAAGUAAUAUAAAUGUCAAUAUAAGUGAAACAAUAAAUGUAUACAGACAUAUAAAUCCAAUACAUAGUAAUAUUAAUUUUCAUGAGAAUAAUAUUUUCUCUUUGCUUACAUGCUAUGUACAUAUCCUUUUUCAUUUAAAUAAAACAAAAACUAUUGAAUCAUAUGUAUUCAAUUAUUUCAAAAACUCAGCUAAUAUUUUAAUGAAAAAUAUAAAAACUCACUACUUUUUAUAUGAACAAAAAUAUAAUAUUAUUGAAGAUUUUAUAAAUCAAAUUUAUAAGGGUAAUUAUGAAUUUACUGAUAAUACCAUAAUAUGUAGAAUAUUAAAUUGUGAUCGUAUAAUAAAUAUGAAAAAAAAAUAUAUAUCAAAAGAUACAAACCAAACCAACCAAUUAUACUAUAUAAAUAAUUCAAGUAUAAAUAAGUAUACAUAUAAUAUAUCACCAAAAUUAAUUAUACAUUUUAUAGCCAAUUUUUUCAAAUAUUAUAUGAUAUUUAAAAAUGUAAUAAAGGAUCCAAACUGUUUAUUUGUUUUAUAUUAUUGGAAAUGGAUCACACAUAUGAUUCAUAAAAAUUCUGAUUACGUAAAUACAGUUUUUAUAAAUCAUAAUUUAGCAAAGGGAAUAUAUCAAAAGUUUUUUAAAUAUUCAUUAAAAAAUAGAAAAGAGAACAACAAAUAUUAUCCUAUCAAAGGGGGGUGGGAAAAAAAAAAAAAAAAAAAAAAAAUCAAAAUUGUUAAUUAUUAUGAAUUUUUUAGAAACAUAUUAAGUAUGGAGAAUAGUAUGUUCCUAUUUGAUAAUAAAAUGGUUAUGUGUAAAGAGGAUCAGAAAAAAAAAAAAAAAUAUAUACAAAGUAAUGCACAUAUUAUUGAAGAAAAAGGAAGGAAUAAAGGUUAUCCUAGAAACAUACCAAAAAGAUCUUCAUUUUAUCAUCAUCUUGUAAAGUUACAAAAUUUAUUUUAUAGUGAUAAAGAAAAAUACAAAGUAAAUAUAUUUCAUAUAUAUAAAUAUUUUAUGAGAUGGAUAAAAAAUACCAAAAAUAUAAUAAAAACUAAUGAGUUUGAUUUUAAUAAAAUGAUUAUCUUUAAUUUGUAUGAUGAAAUAUUUAUGAAAAGGAGAGAUAGCAUAUUAUAUAAUGAACCACAUAGCUAUGAACAACAAUGUGGAUAUAUGAAAAAAAAGAAAGUUAAAACAUAUAAAAAUAUUCGAAGAUAUUUUAAAUCAUUUUUAUAUUCCAUAAUGAUAGAUAAUGUAGUGAAACAAAAUAAUCAGUUUUUUUUGAUAAAGAACAUAAAUAAUAUAUUUGAUAGAAUGGACCAAACUAUAGCAAAUUCAAAUCUAAACGUACAGAAUGAUAAUAUAAAGAAAAAAUCAAAGAAGGAAAAAAAAAAAAAAAUAGUAAAUGACAAUAAUAAUAUAAAUAAUAUUUAUCUUUAUAAUAAAACAAAAGGACGUUAUGUAAAAAAAAUGUAUUUAAGACCACAUGCCAUAGAAGAAAUAAAUAUGCAAAAUACUAAACUGAACAUAUUUAAUAGAAGUUGUUUAAAAAAAAAUAUAUUAGGAUAUAACAUAUUAAGAUAUUAUAAAAUAAACAAAAUUAAAUAUAUGAAAAAGAAGAAUCAUCAUAUAGAUACAAACAAUAUGAAUUAUAAUAUUACAUAUAAUGAAGAUCCAAUUUUUGAUUUAAUGAUAGGCAAAAAUACAAAAUUAAGUACUGUUCGUUAUUUGAUGGAACCAUUAGAUUGCGUAAAUAUAUGUGAUAAUAUAAAAAUUUAUGCAAAUUUACAUAGUCUUUUUUCACAUUUACCUUUUAAUUAUAGAAUAUAUAAAUAUAUUGUUAAAAGAAUGUUAAAAGUAAAAAACGCACAGAAAUCUAUAAACAAAAAAAUGAAAGCAAAUACUUAUUCUAAUAAUAAUAGAAAAAAUGAUGUUAUUACAAAUGAUGAGCAUGGAAAUGUUGAUGUUCUUGCUCCUUAUGAAGAUCAAAAUGUAAAUAAUAUGAAUGUUGAUAUAGAAUAUGAUGAUAAUAAUAAUAAAAUAAAAAAUAAUGAUGAAAUUUAUGAUGAAUAUAUUUAUUUAUCUACAGAUGAUGAUUUUUACAAAAGUGAUACUAUAUAUUCCCUUAAAUUAAAACAUUUAAAAAGUUAUAAUCGUUUUAAAAAAACUAUGAAACAAAACAUAAAUGAUUUAUACAUUGCAACUAAAGAAGAACCAUAUUGUCAUAUAAACAAAUGUACUUCUUCUUUAAAAUCCAAUAAUAAUAAUAUCCCCUUAUUUCAUGAUACUUAUAAAUUAUAUAUAGAUAUAUUUCAUAAAGAACAUAUAUUUAUUUAUAAUAAUAUGAAUAAUUAUUUGUCUAAAUGUUCAAAUUAUAAUAUGUUUGAAUGGAAUAACAAUUUAGAUAUAUAUGAUCCAUACUUAUUUAUUAACAAUAGGUGUUAUCCCUUCGGAUUACAUAAGAAGGAAAAGAAUAAAUUAAAUUAUGCGAAAUAUAAUAAAAAAUAUAAUAAAAAAUAUAAUCAGAUGAAUCAUGAUUAUGAUAUAUAUAAUAAAAAUAUAUGUAAGUUAAAUAAUAAUACAUUUUAUAAGGAUUCAGAACCAAAUGAAAAUAACAAUAGAUCAUUUAAUAUAUAUAAAAGUAAAAAAAUAUCAGAUGUACACAUCUGUAUAUAUAAUGACUCUUCCUAUUUUAAUAUUAAUAAUAUGAGUAUAAAAUCCGAAAUACAUAAGACCAACAAAUAUGAAGAAUAUUAUAUAAAUUAUAAUUUUAAUAGAAAUGCACAUUUUGAAUUUCAUUCAAGUAUUAAUGGAUUUAUAUUAAGACUGAAAAAUGAAUAUAUAAAAAGAAAGAAUAAAAAUUUAUAUAAUAUAAUAAAGGAGAAAAAAAAUGACAUAUAUAAAAUUGAAUAUAUUCAAAAUGUUAUAUUUACAACUAAAUAUACUUAUUUUAUUUUCUCGUGUUUUGUAUAUCCACUUAUACAAAUCAUAAGAGUCAUUUAUUUAUUUGCAUUAAAAUAUUUUCCUACCUUAUUUCUUAAAACAAUUAAUUAUUUAAAUUAUAUUAAAGUGGAUGAAAAUCUUUUGCAAUUUUUAUAUGCAGAUGAUAUUGAAGUGUUAGAUUCAAUAUUUCAUAAAUGUUCAUUAUCAAAAUGUUUUAGAUCAAUAUUUCAUUUUUUAAGAUUUCAAGGAUAUCAUAUAAAUCCUUUUUCCUUUUUAGGUAGUAUAUGUUAUAUUAAAGAUAUAAAAAUCAUUUGUCAUUUUUUUAAAUUAUAUACAUCACAUUCUAUCAACACCUUACAUAAUGUCAUAUCUUUAGAUAAUCCAAGACAAGAAAUAGAAAUUUUCAACCUAGAAAGAUAUAUAAACAGAGAAAAUGUUUAUAUGAAAGAAGAUCUUCAUAAUAAAAAUAAUAAAUAUAACGAAUUCUCAGAAAAUAAUUUAGAAAAAGGAACAGACCUAAAAAAAAAUGGUAAUUUAAUAAAAAAAUAUAAAAGUAUAUCAUCUCACUGGGAUGCAAUUAAUAUAUUUAAUAAUAAUGUCCUAGUUGUAAAUUUUGAGGAUGAAAAAAAUAAUAAUAUAGAAAAUAUAAAAAUUGCUAAUCUUUUUAAUACUGAUAAUAGUUCUAUGAAUCAAAUGGAGGAACAGGAUUAUAAAAACAAAAAUAAUAAAAAAAAUAAUAAUAAAAAAAAAAACAAUAAUAAAAAAAACAAUAAAAAUAAUAAUAAUAUUAAUAAUAAUAGUAACACUGAUGUUCAGAUGGAUGAAAGUUUAAAUACCAUUUUUGAUGAAAAUAUCGAUUAUUUUAUGGAUGUAAAUACAAACAAUCUUAAUAAUGAUUCACAAGAUGAUACUUUGAAUAAACAUUUAAUGAUAAUUAAUAAAUUUGAAAAGAACAUACAAAAAUGUGAGAAUUCUGAUAUAAUCAAUAUUCAUAAUUUUUUUAAAAAUAUAUAUAAAGAUAAAAAAAAUAAUAUUAAAAAUACUUCAAAAAGUGUAUUUAAUGAUAAUAAUUAUGAAUUGGGAAAAGAAAUAAAAACACCGAAAACAUUUUAUUAUUCAAAAAUGUGUACUACUUCUUUCGUUCCUUUUAUUGAGAAAAAGAAGAAAAAUGACGAAAAUAAAAAAAAACAUAUCCCUUCAUCAUAUGAUAUGAAUAAAACAUUGAGGAAAUAUGAUGAUAAAGAUAAAUGUUUAGAACAACACCAAUACGUUAUGGCAAUUAAUGAAACAGAUGGAAUUAUUGCGGUACAAAAAUUAAAAAAAAAAUUGAAUAACAUAUCCAAUAAAAAAGAAAAUGAAAAGAACAAAAAGAAUAAUAAGGACAAUGAAGCCAUAUGCAAUGAUCAAAUUAAUGUAAAUGAGAACCAAGUAGAUAUUUCUAAUAAUUAUAUGAUAGAAAAGUGUAACAAUCAAGAUGUAAAUUUACCAGGGGAAUAUAUUGAGAGUGGAUCUAUAAUGAAUAGCAAUACAUGUACUAACGAUAAAAAUGUGUAUAGUGUUGAUAAUACAAGUAUUAAUAUGAGUAGGGUAAAUUUAAGUUUUUCGGAAAGUAAUAUUGGUGUGUUUGAAUCAGAAUUGGGAGAACUAAAUAGAAAUAAUUCAUAUGGUGAUAAUAAUAUUUAUGGUGGUAAUAAUUCUUAUGGUGAUAGUAAUAUUUAUGGUGGUAAUAAUUCUUAUGGUGACAGUAAUAUUUAUGGUGGUAAUAAUUCUUAUGGUGACAGUAAUAUUUAUGGUGGUAAUAAUUCUUAUGGUGAUAAUAAUUCUUAUGGUGAUAAUAAUUCUUAUGGUGACAAGUUCAAGGGUAAAGGUCAUGGGGGAAAUAAAAAUGAAAAUAUAGAUAUAUUAUAUUAUAAAUGUUUUAAAGAAAAUUCACAUGAAGAAAAACUAAAACACUUUUCAAAACCAUCUGAAACAAUAAAUUUAUAUAAUAUUAUCAUGAAAUUUUUAAACGAAAAAAUAAUGUUACAUAGUGAUUCAAUAACAUAUGAAAAAUAUCGUAAAAAAAAUUCAAUAGAAUUUAACCAUAUUGUAUAUAGAGAAUUUACCUUACAUACAAACUAUUAUUCGGAAGCUUAUAAUAAAAAUGUUUUAAAUGAUUUUAUAUAUUUUUUUUAUAGUAAUAAUUUUAAAAAUAAUUAUUUACAAAAAGGUCAAAAUGAUAAAGACAAGAAAAAAAAUGUAAUAAAAAUGAAAGAAACAGAAAAGAAAAAAAAUAAAGGAGAUGAUGAUAUUAAUAUUAGUGAUAUGAAAAAUAAUAAGGAAAAUAUAAAAUCAUCAUAUAUUUUCAAUGAAAAUGAAGAAUUAGAACAAAAUCAUUUAUUAUUUAAUUUACCAGAUGUGGAAAAAGAAACUAUUAUGUUUCAAGAUAAAAGUGAUAUAUCUAGCCAAUAUAAUGAAAUAAUGAAUAUACAAGAACCUAUAAUAAAUACCCCAUCUGAUCACGAUAUUUCUAUGCUCAACGAUGUAUCUUUAUUAGAUAAUACUAAUGAUAUGGAACAUUCAUAUAUUUCAUCAGAUUAUUACGACAGUAGUGAUAUAAGUGAUGACGAGACAAAUGAUGAUGGAUAUAUAAAUUGUUCUUUUUAUUUGCAUAAACCAGUAUAUGUUUUUGAUGAAGAAAAGGACCAAGAAGAGAUGGAACAAAAAAUGAAAAAUUAUAAUUUUAAAAAUAGUCGUAAGAGGAAUAUGUUUAAUCACCCAAGAACAAAUGAGGAACAUAAUAUGAAUUAUAAUAACUCCUACAUUAUUAAUAAUAAGAAAAAAAAUCCAUAUAUUUAUUCAACAAAUCAUUAUAAAAAACUUAAGAGAGUAUUUAAAAAAUUAAUAAAAAAAAUAGAAUAUGAUAUGAAUAUCAAAAAACGAUGCUGCAAUUUAUAUGACAAAAAUCAUAAAUUCUUAAGGAGAGAUUAUAAGUGUUCAAAACAUAAAAAUGAAUGGGUAUAUUUUAUGAAACAAUAUGUAAAUAAAAAAGAAAAUACAAAUAAUUUAUUUAAAGGAGAUAAUAUCAUAAUUAAUAGUGUGUACAAUCAAAUAUAUACAUAUGAUAAUGAGGUAAAAAAUAUUAUAAGAAUAUAUAAGAAGCAAAAAAUGUUCCUAAAAAAUAUGAAACAAAAAUCUUUUUCUAAAAAAUAUAAAAAUGAAUAUCCAUGGAUAGGUGAUAAUAUUUUUAUCUCACCAAACAAUGUUAAUAAGUUUAUUUUGGGAGGAUACAGCUUUGUUUUAUUUCAUCAAAAUAUGUCUUAUUUAAAAAAUUUUAAUUAUCAUUCAGCAAGUCCUUAUUUCCCCUUAAAUUUUAUAAACAAUUCAAAGCAUUUAGAUACAUUGAGUGUCAUGUUGUGUUUGCUGAUAAAAGUUUUUGGUUUGUAUUUGGAUUCCUCAUCGUAUGAUUUAAUAUUGGCAUGUAGAGAAAUUGAAAAAUUGCUCAAAAUAUUUGUGUAA
Plasmodium adleri (nom. inval.) is the source of this 13506-nucleotide messenger RNA. RefSeq names its product conserved Plasmodium protein, unknown function. Bases 1 to 13506 code for a protein of 4501 amino acids. Gene Ontology annotation, biological process: chromatin remodeling; regulation of DNA-templated transcription. NCBI's taxonomy places the organism in Eukaryota, Apicomplexa, Aconoidasida, Haemosporida, Plasmodiidae. The transcript is spliced from 4 exons. Gene Ontology annotation, cellular component: nucleus. The record is from RefSeq and is a predicted model, not a curated record. Gene Ontology annotation, molecular function: ATP-dependent H2AZ histone chaperone activity.